Molecule: messenger RNA, 4962 nt
Organism: Psammomys obesus (fat sand rat)
Lineage: Eukaryota; Metazoa; Chordata; Mammalia; Rodentia; Muridae
Gene: Dtx4
Product: deltex E3 ubiquitin ligase 4
Exons: 9
Coding region: 4-1866 (620 amino acids)
Biological process (GO): protein ubiquitination; Notch signaling pathway
Cellular component (GO): nucleoplasm
Molecular function (GO): zinc ion binding; ubiquitin protein ligase activity
Source: RefSeq, a predicted model, not a curated record
GCCAUGCUCCUGGCCUCGGCCGUGGUGGUGUGGGAAUGGCUGAACGAGCACGGCCGCUGGCGUCCCUACAGCCCGGCGGUGAGCCACCACAUAGAGGCGGUGGUGCGCGCGGGUCCCCGCGCCGGGGGCAGCGUGGUGCUGGGCCAGGUGGACAGCCGGCUCGCGCCCUACAUCAUCGACCUGCAGUCCAUGAACCAGUUCCGCCAAGACACGGGGACUCUCCGUCCAGUUCGCCGCAACUACUACGACCCAUCCUCAGCACCUGGGAAGGGCGUGGUGUGGGAGUGGGAGAAUGACAAUGGUUCUUGGACGCCCUAUGACAUGGACGUCGGCAUCACCAUUCAGCAUGCCUAUGAGAAGCAGCACCCGUGGAUCGACCUCACUUCCAUUGGCUUCAGCUACAUUAUAGACUUUAGCACCAUGGGCCAGAUCAAUAGGCAGACCCAGCGCCAGCGCCGCGUCCGCCGCCGGCUAGACCUCAUCUACCCCAUGGUCACCGGCACUAUGCCAAAGGCUCAGUCCUGGCCGGUCAGUCCUGGAACAGCCACCUCCCCGCCUGCACCACCCUGCUCCUGUCCACAGUGCGUUUUGGUGAUGAGCGUCAAGGCUGCUGUGGUCCAUGGCGGCACCGGGCCCCUUCAACAGCCUUCAGCAACACGCAAGAACACACCCCCCUCUGGAGUGGGCAAGAUGCCCCCGCCGCUUGGACCUGGGGCAAAGCCGCUAGACACUGCAGGCACCAUCCGCGCCCCAGGGAAGACAGCCCCAUCGCAGGUGAUCCGGAGACAAGUCUCGAACACACCAUCUGGGGCGACUGUAGGCUCCCCCACCAGCCCACAAGGAAGCAACAGGAAGACUGGAAGGGUUGCCCUGGCCACUUUGAAUCGGUCCAACCUGCAGCGACUGGCCAUUGCCCAGUCCCGGGUGCUGAUUGCCUCGGGGGUCCCCACUGUGCCUGUGAAAAACUUGAAUGGGUCCAGCCCUGUCAAUCCUGCCUUAGCAGGAAUCACCGGGAUCCUCAUGAGUGCGGCGGGAUUGCCUGUGUGCCUCACUCGGCCGCCAAAGUUGGUCCUCCACCCACCCCCUGUCAGCAAGAGUGAAAUAAAGUCCAUCCCAGGGGUCUCUAACACAAGCCGCAAGACCACCAAAAAACAGGCCAAGAAAGGUAAAACCCCAGAGGAAGUGCUGAAGAAGUACCUGCAGAAGGUCAGGCACCCCCCGGAAGAGGACUGUACCAUCUGUAUGGAGCGUCUCACGGCCCCCUCUGGCUACAAGGGCCCACAGCCUACAGUCAAGCCUGACCUGGUAGGAAAGCUGUCGAGGUGUGGCCACAUCUACCACAUCUACUGCUUGGUGGCCAUGUACAACAAUGGGAACAAGGAUGGGAGUUUACAGUGUCCAACAUGUAAGACCAUUUAUGGUGUCAAGACAGGUACCCAGCCUCCAGGGAAGAUGGAGUACCAUCUCAUCCCCCACUCCUUGCCUGGCCAUCCAGACUGCAAGACCAUCCGGAUCAUCUACAGUAUCCCCCCUGGCAUUCAGGGACCAGAACACCCGAAUCCCGGGAAGAGCUUCAGUGCCCGUGGCUUCCCACGCCAUUGCUACCUUCCAGACAGCGAGAAAGGGAGAAAAGUUCUGAAGUUGCUUCUAGUGGCCUGGGAUCGCCGUCUCAUCUUUGCCAUUGGAACCUCCAGUACCACGGGCGAGUCUGAUACUGUCAUCUGGAAUGAGGUGCAUCACAAGACAGAGUUUGGCUCUAAUCUCACUGGCCAUGGCUACCCAGAUGCCAAUUACCUGGAUAAUGUGCUGGCUGAACUAGCUGCCCAGGGUAUCUCUGAAGACAGCACUGCCCAGGAAAAAGACUGAGGUGGGAGGGUACUGGGGACCACAGAGAAGGAAGCGGAGAGAGUCCAGGUUGAUACCUUACCUCCUGACUCCCUCAUUCCACUUCUUUGUACUUGCCCCACCUCUCAUCCCUCUCAGCCACAGAGGGAGCUAAAUUAAGGUGAUGUCAUUCAUAAACUUCAUCCAAUGCAAAUGGGACGUGGGAUGAGGGCCACCUUCUUUCUGUCCCCCUGGAGUUGUCAGCACUAGGUAGGCAAGAACCUGCACCUCUCCCCACGCUAAGUAGGGGGUAUGGUCAGCACACAUGACAUAUGGGCCGCGGUGGGUCACUCCACUCCCUGGCCUUGUGAAGCCGAGAUCGCUCACCUCGGCUGGCUUCUUGCUGCUUCCGCUCUGUUUUGAGAGCAGAGUGUCUGCUUUUCUUUUCCUUCACCGGCGUCAGGGAGCUCUCACUGUGCAAGACUGGGGAGAGGUGGGUGACCUGCUGCAACCUCAGAAAAUGGCUGCCUGGCCGUAGAGUAAGGAAGCAGUUCAUGCUAAGACGGACGGCGUCGAAGCCUCCGGGAGCUUGUUCAGCUCUCGUUAUAUAUAGUCCCUGGCUUAUCUAGGCCCUCUCGUCCUGCUCCCACUGUUGACCUGUCCUGUAGGCAUCUGGUUCUUUCGAGUGGAUGGAAGGACUCAGGGAUUCCUCUCUGGGGUGGCAUCCUAUGAUGCUGUUCCAACGCCUCUCUGAUCAAAUCAGAGCCUGCAUCCCUCUGAGCAUCUGCACUAUCCUCAGGGAGAGGAGCCCAUAGCCUUUUCCCCAACUCAUCUCAAACCAGCCCAGUCUCAUCAAGUCACUGUGAGUUGGAGCCCACGCUGGGCUCUUUGUCAUCCAUGUAUGUGCAUAUGUUUGUGUGGGUGAAUGCUCUUUACUGGGCCAAGCUGUUGGGAGAGCCCCAUCAUGUGUCUGAAUCCUUUCUCACAUGCCAAAUCCCAGUGCUGUUGGGAACCCGACAGUAAAGGGUUAGCCCUUCACUCUUCCCACCCUUUGCCAGCCCAUCUCACGGUAAACUUGGACCCUGAUAGAUACAGACUGUACUUGGGAAGAUGUGUUGAUACACGAGCUAGAUUGACCUCUCUCUUUCUUAUUAAUGUUAGAUCCAAGCCAGCCUCCAUCCACGCUUGUUUAUAUGAGAGCUCACUGUCCGCAGAUUUGCUAUUGAACCCCUUUCUCCAGCCCCCAUUGAGGGCAGGCUGACCAAAUGCAUGGUGGCGAAAACCUCUUCAGUUCAUUCCUAACAGUCAGGAACACAUUCUGGGCCUCUUUAGCCUGCAUCUGGGGAGGUGUCCCAAAAUCCAGUCUAUCCCCAACAUCUCCUCACCUAUGGCUCCAUUAAAGAAUGGAUUAGGUAAGUAUCAAGUAAGAGAGAAUGAAGAAUCAAGAAGGGCCAAUUUUCCCUGUGGAAGUGGGUCCUUUCACCUGUGUGUCUGGGGAAAGUUCCUCUGGAUACUAAUUUGAAUUUAUAUACCAUGUUUUGAGGGUUUCAAACACACACACACACACACACACACACACACACACACAAAGUUCAUAAGAUUUGAAAAGUUUUAAUGCUUGGGAAAAGAGAGAGAGAAAGAAAUAAAACAAUCUUCCACAAUGGUACUUAAGUUAGAACUGGAGUCCACACUUUCAUGACACCCUGCCCGGAGGUGCCUCCUGUUGGGCCACCAGCAUUAUUGAUAUCAUUGUUGUGGCCAGUUGAAUCACCCAAGUGUCCCCACCCCAGUCCCUUUUACUCUGCAAACGGCUAAUGGAACUUUAAUCACCUCCCACUAGAGGGAGCUGUGGAAGGAGAGAAGGCUCUGCCAUCUUAGUCCAGCCCCUUCUAUCAAUGGGAGGCCAUUUUGUCUCACUCAGACUGCGGAGUUCACUGCCCCUUGGGGAAAACUCCUGCUACAGUAGAGAAAGAAGCUUCAGGACUAGAUAGAAGGCACAUAUGCACAGAAUUUAAAGUCACGCCCAUGCCUUUUAUCAGGUUUCCUCAUGUCAGAGAUUGAGGGCUUAUAAUCAUAAUCAUUUUUACCCUUUGUUCUCUUGUUACCUACCUGCCAUACCUCUUGGCAACAGGGAGGAGAAGAUAGACUGGGAGUCCGUGGGUAGGGAAAUGAAGCCAUGGGAAAUGAGGAAAUGAAAACAGGCUCUGAGACGUGGAAAUGGCCAGCGGGGGAUGUUUUCAUGAAGCAGAGGCGGUAUGAGCAGAAAAGGGGUAGCAAAGGCAGAAGGAAGAAGACAUCUAAGGGAGGGAUUGUUCUAGGAGAAAUACCAUUUUGAGGGUUAGUCCUCAUGCCUUCUAACAUUUCCCCAGAGGACUUUGAAAUGCCUGUGCCUCACUUCCCUCUUCUUUGAGGAUGCUCAGAGGGGCCACUUUCCCCUCGUGCUUCACUCCUUCAAUUUUCUGGUCUGAUAGAACCUUGGAACUCUCAACAGUGUUUCAGUCAGUCAAAACAAUGGUGACUAUCUUGCUCUUUCUCUUGUGCUAACCCAAAAUGUUACAGAAUUGGUUCCAAUGAGAUUAGGCCCUGGGGACCAACUACUUUGACCCAGAGAGUUUUUCCAAGAGAAGCUCUGAUGUGCUCUCCUUGACCAAGCAGGGGACCCCAUGCUUUUUCUUUCACCUUCUCAGCACCAGCAGCCAUGUUCUCCCUCCCUGAGACUCCGGGGAUGACAAAUGGGAUUGGAGACACACCUUGUGAGAUGCUGAUCCCUCGGAAAGCUAUGUGCUGUACCUGUGGUUGUCUGUGCCUUUGUGUUUUCAUUCCCCUUCUCCCUUUUGUAAGAUUCUCUGUGAUUUUAUACUUGGUCAAAAGUACUUGUCCUGGUAUCACAGUGCUGUGUGCAUGAGAGGAUUGGGAGGAGGCUGGCGUGGCUCAAGAAAGAACCAUUCCCCAUUUGCUUGUUGGUGGUCACUUAUAUGUCAGUGGGGGUUUCUGGGAGAGGGCUGGUGGAUGUCCAGGUGUCAGGUGUUGUGUUUGUAACUGCUGUGAUUUGAAGUUCCUGGUGUUGUUCUGUGGGAGGACAUCGCCCCCUGGUGCUCAUGAGGUGUAUGUGCAGAACAAUAAACUGCAAAUGAACAA